GGGGGCGCGUGCGCGGAAAUCGGCCUUCGGAAAGGGACGAAAAGAGCAGAUCGAGGGCGGUGGGGAUCGAGAUUCGAAUACCCCGGUCGAGCGCACGCUUAUGGCGAGCAGCGAACCGGUGGUGGGAGCGAAGUAGAUACCUACUACUUCACUUUGCUAUUACAUUACCUUCACUCAAUCCGGCGGUGCAGUGCACACAAAACCUUUCGAUCCUUCGAGGCGCGCGAACGCUCCGCCGAGGAUCAUGGAUCGAGCGAUCGAGAUCUGCCGGGUGGAUCUCUCCCUGUAGACCGAGUAGAGCGCGUCGAGUGAUCGGCCGAGAGGUGCCCAGUAUAAAUUAAAUCCCCCGACUAAAAGAAAAUCCCGCAAUCACCGAGGAAGCGUUUCUUUUUCUCGACUCGUCAUCGAGACGAGUCGUCUCGUCGAUAGUUCCUCCCCCGGGGAGAGAUUCGGUGCCGAGAGUGUCUCCCGAGAGGAAAGUGCGGACCCAGUUUGACAGCAGUUUCCCGAAGGUGAGAUUCCACCCCGAAGGACGCACCGAGACAGAAUGACGAGAAAAAUCUGCAACUGGCCAUUGUUGUUCGUCCCGCUGGUGGAGCUCAGCCUCUCGGCCGUUGUGCUCCCAAGACCACCGUCAUCGCCCAACCACAUUCCAGGAGAUUUUAAAACGAUCGAGCCUAAGUUCUACAACGAGAAGGCCUUCUACUCGCAAAACACCAAUGUCGAGAAGCCCGAGACCGACAAUUAUAGUCUCCUGGAAAUUGAACUUCAGGGUACGGACCCUAAUGUCAUGAAUCUUCAGGGUCUCCUGCAAGCGGUCCUGAAGCACGACGUAGUAGGGAAUGAGUCACGGCCCAAUCCGGAAAUCGUGCCCAAUUCUAUUCUAGGAGUAAGAAACGUCGGCCCGGGAACAAAUUUCCGUACGACGGCGUUCACCGACGUGGAGGAUAAAAGUAUUUUACUGAGUCCCCUGAGAAUCCGGGAUCUCGACGAGAAGCUCUACUAUCUGAAGACAGGUAAGCCCAAAGUCUACGUAAAUUUGCGCAGCCGCGGCGGAAGUUUCCAGAGAGACUCGACCGCCAGUCCCGAAGAUGGAUUCCUGAGAUCUGCCCAAUUUCUCGACCGCCAGAAGGAGAAAUUGUUGGUAACAAAGAGCUACCGUCCAAAGAAAUUCUACUCGGACCGUGGGGACAUCCUCCCGGACGAGGAAAGUUACGGCACCCAGGAAUAUUCUACGAGAAUGAUGAAUUUCGCUCCUUCCUACGACGCCGAGGUCCAGUCUACCACCGAGAGUUCGAUGGUGACUUCCAGUGAACUUCCGAAACAGAUACCGGCACCACCAAGCAGGAAUCCUAAUCAGGCUUUGCUCGCCCAAACGACGCCCGUGCAGAAGUACGCCUCCCACAGGACCGACAUUUUGCCAGGGUACAGAUUCCCCGAAGAGUGAUUCUCCUAGGAGACAGAAGACACGAAGGUGAAGUGAACGCGAAGUCCUAAAGAAUUGUACAAAUAUGUUUCAACCGAAUCUGCGGAUGGGUCGAUUCGUUGAACCGCGGAUAGAUUUUCUUUUGAUAUCGAUUAAUGUAUUCCUCCUCGAUGAUGCUAUCGACUAGAACUGCGGCGGAAUUUGCGGGGUUUUUAUAAUUUAAUUAAUAAGAACGGUUCAUUUGGCGAUGAUCCAAGCCGGACGAAUCGAUGGUUGCACCGCAACAAUGGAUAAAUGACUUGAAAACUUACUCCCCUAAUUAUAGUCGUAGCUGUGAUUGGCUUUUCAAGAAGUACAUUAGUUUUUAAGACUUACAAUACCGUAGAGCGAAUCUAAGGAAUGCGUUGAUGAGUCCUUAAUUAUUUAUACAAAUUAAUAUAUGGCUGUACCAUAGUAAUAGAUAUUCGAAAUGCGUGACUACACGUCCGAGGCAAUGUUCACGUUAUAAGGGGUCAUUAUGAUAUCAUGCAUUGUAGAUAAAUUACAUUAAUGAUACAGGGACUAUUUUUCAUACUAUCUUCAUGUCAUUAAUUUUCGCCAAUGUAUAACUCUUCCUUUUCUCUAGUAGUUUCGUAAUCCAAUUAAGGUUUCUUUCCACAUCGUUCAAAUCGAAAUUCAUUCGUACCGAUGAUACUUAGAUUAAAUUCUUAUAGAUUAUACUUUCGUCUAUUAAUAGGAUUCACUCGAUCAGCGCAUUUUCA
Orussus abietinus is the source of this 2187-nucleotide messenger RNA. RefSeq lists its product as uncharacterized. Bases 548 to 1447 code for a protein of 299 amino acids. The record is from RefSeq and is a predicted model, not a curated record. The transcript has 2 exons. Lineage: Eukaryota; Metazoa; Arthropoda; Insecta; Hymenoptera; Orussidae.